Scleropages formosus (Asian bonytongue) is the source of this 9726-nucleotide messenger RNA. RefSeq names its product receptor-type tyrosine-protein phosphatase delta. Bases 640 to 6471 code for a protein of 1943 amino acids. The record is from RefSeq and is a predicted model, not a curated record. Gene Ontology annotation, biological process: protein dephosphorylation. The transcript is spliced from 45 exons. Lineage: Eukaryota; Metazoa; Chordata; Actinopteri; Osteoglossiformes; Osteoglossidae. Gene Ontology annotation, molecular function: protein binding; protein tyrosine phosphatase activity.
CGCGCUCCUCUUUGACAGCAGCACCGCGUCUCUCUAAAGAAAUCUCAUCCCUCACUUUUCCGCCGUUCACCUUGCCGCUCUCAUUAUCCGCACGGGCAGCCGGAGAGAGAGCGCAGCUGCCUUGGGCCCUGUGUCUGGAAUAAGGAAGCUUUGCUGUUUCUGACUGGAGAGAAGAAAGAUAAGACUCCUCUGGAUUUCCGAGCACAUGCGAUCCGGACCUCUCGAUGUGACCAAGUGAACUGAAAGGGGAAUCUCGAGGAGUUUCAUCCUUUCCCUCCUCCAGUCGAGGCAGCCUUGCUGUGAGCUUUCAUACGCAGGCGAGACUACAGCAGCACAACAGUGCCACCCAGGCCUGGUGACAUGUGUUCAUGUGACGGCAAGACGUUGGCACCUGAGUGACCCCGGGGAACAGCCGCACCUCUGGUUCUCUUCCCUGAGACGACCACAACAGGAUGAACGUUGGACGAAGGUCUCAGGGAAGAGGAUGUUCCACUGAUUUUCACACCUCCAAUCUCAAGCUCUCACACCACUGAGACGGACAUUGGGGUGUGUAAAGGCUGUGAAAACCCUGCAUCUGAGAGAUCAGACCCAGCUGACUCACGGCGGCCUGUGAGCCAGUGAGAUCCAGGCUGCGGAAGGAUGCUGGUGCCAAGCUGUCACAUGAUGCACACGGCCAGGCCUGCGGGGCUGCUGCUCCUCUCUCUGCUGCUCCUCGCCGACGCUGAGACGCCACCAAAGUUCCUCAGAACCCCCAACGACCAGACAGGAGUACAGGGCGGGGUCGCAUCCUUCAUCUGCCAGGCCACGGGGGACCCCCGGCCCAAAAUAGUGUGGAACAAGAAGGGGAAGAAAGUCAGCAACCAGCGCUUUGAGGUGAUAGAGUUUGACGAUGGCUCUGGGUCUGUGCUGAGAAUUCAGCCGCUUCGUACCCCGCGAGACGAAGCCAUUUAUGAAUGCGUGGCCUCCAACAGUGUGGGGGAGAUCAGUGCUUCCACGAGACUCAAUGUUUUGCGUGAGGACCAGUUGCCCUCGGGGUUCCCCACCAUCGACAUGGGUCCCCAGCUGAAAGUGGUGGAGCGAACCCGCACAGCCACCAUGCUGUGUGCCGCCAGCGGCAAUCCGGACCCAGACAUCACUUGGUUCAAGGACUUCCUGCCUGUCAACACGUCCAACAACAAUGGACGAAUCAAGCAGCUGAGAUCAGAGUCCUUUGGUGGUACACCAAUAAGAGGUGCCCUCCAGAUCGAGCACAGCGAGGAGUCGGACCAGGGCAAGUACGAGUGCGUCGCCACCAACAACGACGGCACCCGCUACUCUGCGCCCGCCAACCUAUACGUGAGAGAGCUGCGAGAAGUGCGAAGAGUGCCGCCCCGCUUCUCGAUCCCCCCCACGGACAGCGAGAUCAUGCCCGGCGGCAGUGUGAACAUCACCUGCGUGGCAGUGGGCUCGCCGAUGCCUUAUGUCAAGUGGAUGCUGGGGUCUGAAGACCUCACGCCUGAGGACGACAUGCCCAUUGGCCGCAACGUGUUGGAGCUCACGGAUGUGCGCCAGUCAGCCAACUACACCUGCGUGGCCAUGUCCACCCUGGGCGUCAUAGAGGCUGUGGCGCAGAUUACCGUCAAAGCCCUGCCCAAAGCGCCGGGGACACCCGUGGUGACGGAACGGACGGCCACCAGCAUCACGCUCACCUGGGACUCGGGCAACCCGGAGCCAGUAUCCUACUACGUCAUCCAGCACAAGUCCAAGCUGUCCGAGGACACGUAUAAGGAGAUCGAUGGCGUGGCCACCACCCGCUACAGCGUUGGCGGCCUCAGCCCCUACUCAGACUACGAGUUCCGCGUGGUGGCGGUGAACAAUAUCGGCCGGGGGCCCCCCAGUGAGGCCAUCGAGGCACGCACAGCGGAGCAGGCCCCGAGCACGGCGCCACGGCAGGUCCGGGGCCGCAUGCUCAGCAGCACCACGGCCAUCAUCCAUUGGGACGAGCCUGAGGAGGCCAACGGGCAGAUCAUGGGCUACCGCGUCUACUACACCACGGAGCCCAGCCUUCAGGUGAACCACUGGGAAAAGCAGAUGGUGCGCGGGGCCAACUUUCUCACCAUCCAGGGGCUCACGCCUAACAAAACCUACUACAUCAGGGUGCUUGCCUUCACCUCGGUGGGUGAUGGGCCACUCUCGCCAGACUUGCAGAUCAUAGCCAAGACCGGAGUUCCGUCUCAGCCUACUGACUUCAAGGCCGAAGCCAAAUCUGAAACCAGUAUACUGUUGUCAUGGAUACCGCCGUCACAGAAUGGCCAAGACAAUCAAAUCACUGGAUAUGAGCUUGUCUAUAGGAAGGGGGAUGAGAAAGAAGAGAAGCGUGUCAGCUUUGAACCCACAACCACCUACCUGCUGAAGGACCUGAAGCCCUUCUCCACGUACACGUUCCUGCUGGCGGCGCGCAGUAAGCACGGCGUGGGUGCCUACACCAACGAGAUCUCCGCUGAGACGCCCCAGACACAGCCCUCGGCACCUCCUCAGCACGUAAGGUGCUCGAGCCCCAGUUCCACCAGUAUUCUGGUAAGUUGGCUGCCGCCCCCCGUGGAGCUACAAAAUGGGAUCAUUACCAAGUACUCGGUGCAGUAUGCCGCCGUCGAAGGGGAGGACACGUCUCCGCGUCAGAUUUCGAGCCUCCCUCCGGAAAGCUCUCAGUACCUGUUGGAGAACUUGGAAAAAUGGACUGAGUACCGCGUGACCGUGAGGGCCCACACGGACGUUGGACCAGGCCCCGAAAGCAUUCCGCUGCUCGUCCGCACCGACGAAGACGUUCCCAGCGGUCCCCCUCGCAAAGUCGAGGUGGAGGCCGUCAACUCCUCGUCCGUUAAAGUGCUGUGGCGCUCGCCCCUGCCCAACAGGCAGCACGGCCAGAUCCGCGGCUACCAGGUGCACUAUGUGAAGAUGGUAAAUGGCGAACCACUGGGACAGCCAGUCAUCAAAGACAUCCUGAUUGAUGAUGCUCAGUGGGAAUAUGAUGACUCAACUGAACAUGAGAUGAUUCUCUCGGACCUCCAAGCAGAAACCACAUACUCUGUGGCCGUCGCGGCCUACACAACCAAGGGGGAUGGGGCACGCAGCAAGCCAAAAGUGGUGUCUACCACCGGCGCGGUACCAGAAAAGCCCAAACUCAUGGUGAGCGCCACCAACAUGGGCACAGCACUGUUGCAGUGGCAUCCACCCACAAUAACCCACGGUCCGUUGCAAGGCUACCGGCUACUCUUUGGCCGCAAAGACAUCGAGCCAUUGGCCAUCGUUGAGUUCCCGGAGAGGGAGAACCAUUACACUACGAGGGAGAUCCAUAAAGGUGCUUCGUAUGUCUUCCGCCUGGCGGCUCGCAACAAGGUGGGCUUCGGGGAGGAGACAGUGAAGGAGAUUACCACCCCGGAGGACCUGCCCAAUGGGUUCCCUCAGGGCAUUCGGGCUGAGAGCACAACUGCCACCACGAUCCAGGUCAGCUGGGGGCCCCCUCUGUUGGCCGAGCGCAACGGCAACAUUGUCAAGUACGGCCUGCAGUACAAGGACAUCAACAGUCCACGGAGCCCGUCGGAACUGUUCAUCGCCGCCCCCGAGUCAACGGUCACGCUGGAUGGCCUCAAAGCAGAUACCACAUACGAUAUCAAAAUGUGCGCGUUCACCAGCAAAGGCUCCGGCCCCUAUAGUCCCAGUGUCCAGUUCAGAACGCAGCCUCUGGACCAAGCAGUGUUUGCAAAAAAUUUCCGCGUGAAAGCGGCAAUGAAGACAUCAGUCCUGCUCAUGUGGGAGAUCCCAGAGAACUACAACCCAGCACAGCCUUUCACAAUCCUGUAUGACAACGGGCAGAGUGUCGAGGUGGAUGGCAGGCUCACCCAGAAGUUGAUCACCAACCUGCAGCCCGAGACACAGUACUCUUUCCUGCUGACCAACCGCGGGAACAGCGCAGGGGGCCUGCAGCACCGCGUGUCCGCCGUGACAGCACCCGAUGUGCUGCGCACCAAGCCCUUCCUCAUCGGAAAAACCAACUCGGACGGCAUGGUGACCGUGGAGCUGCCCGCUGUGCAGGCCACGCAGAAAGUCAGGGGAUACUACAUCGUGGUGGUGCCACUGAAGAAGCAGCGCACGGGCAAGUUCUUCAAACCCUGGGAUACCCCGGAUGAGAUGAACCUGGAGGAGCUUCUUAAAGAGAUUAACAGAACGAGCAGAAGCCUUCGGUUGCGGAGGGAGGACGAGCCCAAGGCCUACAUCGCCGCCUUCUUCCGAGAGCUUCCCACCGAGUUCACCCUGGGGGACAGGAAGGUCUAUGGCGACUUUGAGAACAAACCGCUGCAGAGCGGCCAGGAAUACAUCUUUUUUGUCCUGGCAGUCCUGGAAAGCUCGGAAAAUACCAUGUACUCCACCAGCCCAUACUCAGACCCCGUGGUGUCGGCCGACAUCGACCCGCAACCCAUCAUCGACGAGGAGGAGGGUCUCAUCUGGGUGGUGGGUCCGGUGCUCGCCGUGGUCUUCAUCAUCUGCAUCGUCAUCGCCAUCCUCCUUUACAAGAGCAAGCCAGACAGGAAAAGGGCGGAGUCUGACACCAGGAAGGGCAGUCUUCCCAACCCCAAAGAGAUGCCGUCACAUCACCCCACCGAUCCCGUGGAGCUGCGGCGCCUCAACUUUCAGACCCCGGGUUCAGGUGUCGCUGGUUACCCCGGUAACCUCCAUAUGUCAAGCAUGGCCAGUCAUCCCCCGAUCCCUAUCAUGGAGCUCGCCGAUCAUCUAGAACGCUUGAAGGCCAAUGACAACUUGAAGUUCUCUCAAGAAUAUGAGUCCAUUGACCCCGGGCAGCAGUUCACGUGGGAGCACUCCAAUCUGGAGGUGAACAAGCCGAAGAACAGAUACGCCAAUGUGAUCGCGUACGACCACUCGAGAGUCCUCCUCUCCGCCAUCGAAGGCAUCCCCGGAAGCGAUUACAUCAACUCCAACUAUAUAGAUGGCUACCGGAAGCAGAACGCGUACAUCGCCACGCAGGGCCCCCUGCCGGAGACGUUCGGGGACUUCUGGAGGAUGAUCUGGGAGCAGCGCAGCGCCAACAUCGUCAUGAUGACCAAACUGGAGGAGAGAUCAAGGGUUAAGUGCGACCAGUACUGGCCCACAAGGGGCACGGAGACCUACGGGCUGAUACAGGUCAGCCUGCUGGACACGGUGGAGCUGGCCACAUACUGCGUUCGGACGUUUGCGCUGUAUAAAAACGGCUCCAGCGAGAAGAGGGAGGUCCGGCAGUUCCAGUUCACCGCUUGGCCGGACCACGGGGUUCCUGAGCACCCCACUCCCUUCCUGGCCUUCCUGAGACGGAUCAAGUCUUGCAACCCGCCGGAUGCUGGUCCAAUGGUGGUGCACUGCAGCGCCGGCGUGGGCCGGACAGGCUGCUUCAUCGUCAUCGACGCCAUGCUGGAGCGGAUAAAGCACGAGAAGACGGUGGACAUCUACGGCCACGUGACACUCAUGCGCGCCCAGCGCAACUACAUGGUGCAGACGGAGGACCAGUACGUGUUCAUCCACGACGCGCUGCUGGAGGCCGUCACGUGCGGCAACACCGAGGUGCCCGCCAGGAACCUGUACGCAUACAUCCAGAAGCUGACGCAGAUGGAGUCCGGCGAGAACGUCACGGGGAUGGAGCUGGAGUUCAAGCGUCUGGCCAACACCAAGGCCCACACAUCCCGAUUCAUCAGCGCCAACCUCCCCUGCAACAAGUUCAAGAACCGCCUGGUGAACAUCAUGCCCUACGAGUCGACCCGAGUAUGUCUGCAGCCCAUCCGGGGGGUCGAGGGUUCCGACUACAUCAACGCCAGCUUCAUCGACGGGUACAGACAGCAGAAAGCCUACAUCGCCACGCAGGGACCUCUGGCAGAGACCACUGAGGACUUCUGGAGGAUGCUCUGGGAACACAACUCCACCAUCGUGGUGAUGCUCACAAAGCUCCGGGAGAUGGGCCGGGAGAAGUGCCAUCAGUACUGGCCGGCAGAGAGGUCGGCGCGGUACCAGUACUUCGUAGUGGAUCCCAUGGCGGAGUACAACAUGCCCCAGUACAUCCUGAGGGAGUUCAAAGUCACGGAUGCCAGAGACGGGCAGUCGCGGACAGUGAGGCAGUUCCAGUUCACCGACUGGCCGGAGCAAGGAGUGCCGAAGUCCGGAGAAGGGUUCAUCGACUUCAUCGGCCAAGUGCACAAAACGAAAGAGCAGUUUGGCCAAGACGGACCCAUCACGGUGCACUGUAGUGCUGGCGUUGGGAGAACCGGGGUUUUCAUCACCCUCAGCAUCGUCCUGGAGAGAAUGCGAUAUGAGGGUGUGGUGGACAUCUUCCAAACGGUGAAGAUGCUGAGAACCCAGAGGCCUGCAAUGGUACAGACAGAGGAUCAGUAUCAGUUCUGCUACAGAGCGGGGCUGGAGUACCUGGGGAGCUUCGAUCACUAUGCAACGUAAAAGUCGCGUUUGCAGCGGAAAAGCAGCUGGCCAUCAGAGUCCGGAGAGCUGCUCCUGAGCCAUACUUAUCUGCUUCAGAAGUACUUCUUCACUUCUAGCUAAAGACAAAUUAAGUGUCAAUUGUGUAACACAAAACAAACGAAAAACAAAAAAAGGAAAAAAAAAAAGAAAAAAAAAAAAAGAGAUUCCAGGUGGACCAAGAAUUUACUCGUUUGAUAAACUACCCUGCGACGUGACACAGGAAUCCUGACUGUUGAAGCAGCGUGAGGAUUGUGUUUAGUUUUCAUUUUCUUUUGCUCCGAGGAUUCGACUUGGGUUCAAAACAAACACAAGCACCACCACUAGGGCGGCGCCGAGUCACAGCGAAGGGAGCAGCGAUGGCGGACAGGGCGGCCUGGAGCUGAACGGACACUGUCAAUCAAACUCUGGAGGUUUCCACGGUUACAAACACGGGGACACUUUUAAAAAAAAGGACACCACUGUCUGGUGAAGCCGGAAACGACGACACGGCAACAAUAAUAAAGCCCGCCCCCUACAUGAGGUUCGCGGUUAAUAAUCGGGGAAGAUGGGCAACGUUUAAAGAAAUAAAACUUACUGAUUUAGUUUUUUAGUACUUUAUUAUACAGCUGACCUGUGCUUCAUUUUUAACUGUGUAAAAUUAUUUCCCUUUUUUAACAAACUUUUAUCAUUUGAUGAAGUGAAUUAAACAGAACAUUUGCUUAAUUCGUUUUUUUCAACGUUUAGGGUUUUUUUUAAAGCCUUAGAGCUGCUCUAAUGUAUGUGUCUUCAACAGAGGAAAUACCCACUUUUUUUAGCUCUUUUAUUUAUUUCUUUUUCUUUUUCUUUUUUCCCCAGUUUGUGGCACAUUUUUCUGUGCAGCCCUGUCUUUACACUCUCAGCGUUACCGAAUUCUUUCUUCGCGUUCAUUUUUUUUUAACUUUCUCCAUUUUAGAAACACAAAUUACUAUUGCCCACAACGCCCAAUGUUAUAAACUGGGACUUUGGGGAAUCAACAGGGAUGAGCACAGUAUGAAGUCGCUGCUAUAUCAAUUAUAUAAGUUCUUCCAUGCUAAGAUGACGUAUAAGUUUGCCAAACCCGCCUCAGAAGAAGAAUGCCCUACGCAGAUAUAUAGAAACGUGUUCAACACUAAAGAAUAUAAAUACAUUUAUCAAUAUAUACAAGUGUAUCUACUUUAAAAGUAAUUUCGAGAAAGCUUGCACAGUCACGUUUCUGUGCUUUUGGGGAACGUUCCACUGGAAUGCACAUCAGUGAGACAAAGCGGUAUUCUGACACAUUGCAACUUUUCUCGUGCAAUAAAUAGGUGUUUUACAGGUAGGACUUUAGUCGUUCUUUUCGGACUCGGUGCGCGUUUGCGUCUCGGAGAGCGUUUUGCGCCGUCCUCGCCCCGUCGCGCGCCUACAGCGGCCUGCAGCGGCCUACAGCGGCCCGCGUGCCCCGCGUGGGCGCUGCCCUUCGGCUCGACGGGCCGAGGCUCGGAGACACCGCGGUCGUUCGGUUUCCGUACGGUCAACCGCACAGAAUUCUUUCAUUUAGCAUUUAGAGUGCCUUAUAUCUUAUGCCUUUUUUAAAAAAUAAUAUUUCUUUCAAAUAUUUUGUGCAUUAGUAAAUCGGUCUAUAUAAUACACACGCGCGCACACAAAAUGUAUAUUUUAUGUAAUUUAUGUUUCUGUAUGAUGUAUGAAAUGAUAUAUGCAAAUGAGGCCAUUGCAGCGCUCCUGUCUCUGGAUGUUUUUCGGGACGGAGUCGACACCCAUCCUGACUCCCCGUCUUUAAAAUUAUUAAUGUUGUAUUCCUGUAUAUUUUAACCAGCACUUUGAAGCCGUAUACGUAGUUACAUAUAUAUAUAUAUAUAUAUAUAUAUAUAUAUAUAUAUAUUAUAGAAAUGUUUGUCAGCAUGCAGCAGUGUUACACGUGUCAGGGUAGUGACGGUAACGUGCCAUGUUGUGUAGAGAUGACAAACAUUCGCAUCUCUAAAGAGAUCAACACGCUGCUUCAGACUGUUUUAAGACCAAACCUUAGCAGUGAAGAACGAGCACUUUCUCUACAACGCUUCGGAUGGCUAUCUCUAGGCAGGUCCUGGAAAAAGGUACGGUUAGGAAGAACGCACUGAAGAAACGAAAGUCUGUUUCGAAAAAGGCCUCCAUCACCGUGGUAAAAACAGAGCAGUGCUGCGGAGACGUUAGAGGAAGGGAAAACUUGACCACUGGAACAGGUUAGCAUUUAAAUCCUGACAACCCUUUAGUAAGGUGUUUAGUACUUCUGCUAUAGUGGCACUAUAUAAUAUAUAUAUACACAGUAUAUAUAUCUAUAUAUAUACACAGUAUAUAUCUAUAUAUAUAUAUAUAUAUAUAUAUAUAUAUGAAUAAUUUUUAAAAAAAUCCGUACUGACAUCUAUACCAGACAUCUUUUGUUUCACUUUUUCUCCAUGGGCUGUAGCGAUGUGCAUUCCAGUUGUCUUCUUUCCCUUACGUCAAGCAGUCACUCUACUAAUUGGAAAAGAAGUCAAGAACUGUACUCGGCCAAUUGGAAUCUGCCACUUAUUCCACGCGACCAAUUGGAAACAGCCAGUUAUUUUUCGCGGCCAAUCGGAAUUAGCGGUUUACUCAACACAACCCGUCGGAACCUUUACCCUGUGCAGUGUCCUCACAUGUCAUAACUAUGUGAUAAAUGUGCUAUGAAUAUGUCAUAAAUAUGUCAAGUUAUAAUUUGGCACCACAUGAUUUAUCAGUCUGUGGACACAGUGUUCUGUUUUACAUUUGUAUUGACUACUCAUUUUCCAACAAUCUCUGUACCCGUAAUGUUCACAUUUGUCUGCUUAUGUUUUUAAUUUUCAUUGUUGUUUUUUCCUUUUCAUUUUUUUCCUUUUUUAUGCAUGUUAAAACAUCGCAGAAUGGCCAGGGAAGGCCCCCGUAGGAAGACUUGCACUUUCUAUAUCUUUGUACUAUGCACUGCCCUAUUGAUUCUAAACCCAAUAAUGCAUUACUUGAACCCAUCUGUAAGAAUUUACUGAAAUGUUCACUUUGUGUGUAUGUAAAUAACACAGAAAAUAAAAGAUAUCAGCUACAAAGAGGAAAAAAAAAAGACAAAAAAAAAGUUUGUGGCGAAAAGAAUCCGUUCUGGUGCCAUGAUACUCCAGCAGAUGACUGCAGAUCUGUCUUGACCAUCUGUCACGUGGCUUCGCCAGUGAGGCUUGGGGUGUCAUCACAAAAAUAAACGUUGUGUUCUCUGCUCUC